AUGUUUGGUGUGCGAAACGUGAGUAUUUUGGGCGCCUCGGUGGUGGCCGCCGGGGGUGUGGCAUAUGUGGUCUGGAGUUACCUCUCGAAGGAGCAGACGUCUGCAGCACCUGCGAAAGAAGCCCAACACACAACAACAACAACAACAACAACGCUAAAGUCCAACAAAAGGGAAGAGGACGAUGUCAAAGCUGAUGAAAUCCGGGCAUCUCCUGUAAAAGUUGAAGAGAUCCGGGCAUCUCCUGUAAAAGUUGAAGAGAUCCGGGCAUCUCCUGUAAAAGUUGAAGAGAUCCAGGCUGCUCCAGUUAAAGUUGAAGAGAUUCGAGCUGAUUCUGCUCCUGCUGUGACUGCAGAGGCACAGUCCGCUUCUGUGUCGGAGCCAGUGAAGCCUCGUGGGACACAGGUGCUGGUUCUGGGUCUGGAUGGAGCAGGAAAGACCAGUCUGCUGUGCUCCUUCACAAACAGCUGGUGUGAAGAGAGGCCACUCUCUACACAAGGGCUCAACGCUGUCUCCAUCAGCAGAGAGGAUCUGUCUAUUGAAUUUCUUGAAAUUGGUGGAAGUGCAGAGUUGAGGCAGUACUGGCUGAAGUAUUUGCCCAAAGCCUUGAUGCUGGUGUACGUGGUGGAUGCAUCUAACCCACAGCUCUUCCCUUUGGCUAAAACACAUCUCCACGAGCUCCUAGUCUCAGACCCCCACCUGCCCUUGAUGGUGCUGGCCAACAAACAGGACUGUGCCGGAGCAUGUCCCAUCACUGACGUCCAUGAAGCCCUGGGCCUGUCUGAGCUUGGAGAGCGCAGGCUGUUUGUGAUCGGCACAUAUGUUACAAAAGACAUGGAUGAGCCCAGUUCAGGAGUGGAGGACGCACUGGGGAUCAUUACUCAGAUAGUCCAAAGAUGA
Messenger RNA from Knipowitschia caucasica, 897 nucleotides. NCBI's taxonomy places the organism in Eukaryota, Metazoa, Chordata, Actinopteri, Gobiiformes, Gobiidae. The record is from the annotation of a GenBank genome assembly.